UGAAGACUGAAGAGUGAAGAGGAGGAUAUCUAAGAGAGUCCAUCCAAAUUUGCCUUUUUUGCCACACAAGUAAGAGGAGUGUUCCCUCUCUUUUUUCUUUUGUGCUGCAAUUCCAAAUUCCAAAAUCCCAAAUCUCGCACUGCUUCCACUCUCUCUUCUAUAAAUACACAAAAACAAAAACCUCACCCUCUCUCACUUCACAGUUUCACUCUUCUCCUCGUUCUUCGUCCUCCCCUUUGCAUUGUUUGAAAGAAGCAGCAGAAAAACAGCAAAAGAAAAAGUGAGUGUGAGGUUUGGUUAGUGAAGGUGUAAGAAAGGGAGUGAUGGACGGUGGCGGACACUACAACCCUCGCACCGUUGAGGAAGUUUUCCGCGACUUCAAGGGUCGCAGAGCUGCUAUGAUCAAAGCCCUCACCACUGAUGUUGAGGAGUUUUACCGGCAGUGUGAUCCAGAUAAGGAGAACCUCUGUCUGUAUGGAUACCCCACUGAACAGUGGGAAGUUAAUUUACCCGCUGAAGAAGUUCCUCCUGAACUUCCCGAGCCUGCAUUGGGCAUAAACUUUGCUAGGGAUGGGAUGCAAGAGAAGGACUGGCUAACUUUAGUUGCAGUUCACAGUGAUGCGUGGCUAAUUGCAGUGGCUUUCUACUUUGGAGCAAGAUUUGGUUUUGACAGAGCUGACAGGAAACGUUUGUUCACUAUGAUUAAUGAUCUGCCAACAAUUUUUGAGGUUGUGACUGGAACUGCAAAGAAACAGUCGAAGGAAAAGUCAUCAGUUUCAAACCACACCAACAGCAAAUCAAAAUCUAGUUCAAAAGGGCGAGGAUCUGAAUCGGUCAAGCAAACAAAGCAAGCAAAGGAAGAGGAUGAGGGUGCAGAGGAAGAUGAGGAGGAGCACGGGGAGACCCUGUGUGGUGCAUGUGGGGAGCUCUAUGCAGCUGAUGAGUUUUGGAUUUGCUGCGACAUAUGCGAGAGGUGGUUCCAUGGCAAGUGCGUGAAGAUCACGCCUGCUCGGGCUGAGCACAUUAAACAGUACAAGUGCCCCACUUGCAGCAACAAGAGAGCACGGCCUUGAUACAUCAUUGCAUUGGCUGUAUAGCUAUUUCAUGCUAGACUACUAACUAGUUAGUUGCCUAGGCAUUCUCUGUUGUGCCAUCUUAGUGUUUGGCAUCUGUAUUUGGUAGUUUGGUCUUGUGAACUUCUUACGUGGAUAGUUUGUUUCAUUAACAGUUAGUUUAUGGGUUCCAAACCAGUCUGUAUUUGGUAUAUUUAUGUUCCUAGUACAAUUUAACAUUUGUUUGUGCAGAAAGGUUAAUUUGUGCUUACAUAAUAUUGAUUUUCGUUCAUGGUUAAUUACUAUAAUUCUGCAUUGGUUGAUUGAUUGAUUAGAUUUCUGAUCUGCCAUUCUGCCUCAUGCAGCAGUCUCUAGUGGCUACAUUGGCUUUCAUAACAAAUUAUCUGACUUUUGUAACUUAUGCUCCAGGGUGCUUUUGCUCUCACUUUUGAUGGACAAUGGGAAAAGGAGUUGGAUAGACUACAAAGUGUACAUUUUGGCCUUAUUUGUGAUAUAAUUGUGCUUUGAUGAGUCAUUGGCAUAGCAACUUCCCAAAGGAGCGCUACUCCACGGUGUAAAUUCGGAUGACACUUCCAAGUGUUGGAUGAGCUUUGUGUAAUUUCACACUAGAUAGUUAUGACAAUACAUAGACCAAAUUGGGUUUAAGAUUUCUGGCCAUCGCCAGAUUUUCAAUGGGGCAGCAAGGCUGAGGGAGGGCGAAGGACUGAAAGAGGCUACAUAAGGGAAGUCGGAGGGAGAAGGUUGCAAGGAGAAGAGAAUGAGUCGAUGAUUCAUGGGAAAAUGUCACAUACCCGGAAGGUAAUAGAGUGGCGAACAAAUUGGCGAGAAUUGACACUGGAGUUGAACCUGGUCUUUGUAUUUUAGGAUGCUACGCCGCAAGAGGUGAGCGGCUUCGUGCGUGAGGAUGAAAGAGGGGUAGUGCUGCCUC
Molecule: messenger RNA, 2001 nt
Organism: Arachis stenosperma
Lineage: Eukaryota; Viridiplantae; Streptophyta; Magnoliopsida; Fabales; Fabaceae
Product: PHD finger protein ALFIN-LIKE 4-like
Exons: 5
Coding region: 324-1073 (249 amino acids)
Biological process (GO): regulation of DNA-templated transcription
Cellular component (GO): nucleus
Molecular function (GO): histone binding; transcription coregulator activity; transcription cis-regulatory region binding
Source: RefSeq, a predicted model, not a curated record